AUACUUUAUGCUGUGCAAUCACAAUGCCACUUUAUAUAAAAGGGGGGCCGCAUGCGAGCGUCUAUAGCGUCCGUCUGGCCCCCCCAAGCUGUACACAAUGGGAAAGAUCAUUUUCUACGAGGAUAGAAAUUUUCAGGGUCGGCACCAUGAGUGCAUGAGCGACUGCGCCGACCUGCACCCCUACUUCAACCGCUGCAACUCCGUCAGGGUGGAGAGCGGAUGUUUCAUGGUGUACGAGAGGCCACAAUAUCUGGGCCACCAGUACUUCCUGCGACGGGGGGAGUACUCCGACAACCAGCGGCUGAUCGGCAUCAACGACUGCAUUCGCUCCUGCCGCAUGAUUCCCACGCACCGCGGUUCCUUCAAAAUCAGACUUUACGAACGUCCAGACAUGAGCGGCCAGAUGCAGGAGAUCAGCGACGACUGCCCCAACCUGCAGGACCGCCUCCGCAUGUCCGACGUAAACUCCUGCCACGUGCUGGACGGUCAUUGGCUGCUGUACGACCAGCCCAACUACAGGGGCAGGACCUACUACCUGAGACCCGGCGAGUACCGCAGGUACAGCGACUGGGGCGGCGCCGGCCCGAGGAUCGGCUCGCUCAAGCGGAUCAACGACUUUAACUAGAAAUCUUCAGAACUUUGUUCUUUUUUCAAUAAACACGGCUGGCUGAAAACA
Oryzias latipes (Japanese medaka) is the source of this 676-nucleotide messenger RNA. Its product is annotated as gamma-crystallin M2-like. The record is from RefSeq and is a predicted model, not a curated record. Gene Ontology annotation, biological process: visual perception; lens development in camera-type eye. NCBI's taxonomy places the organism in Eukaryota, Metazoa, Chordata, Actinopteri, Beloniformes, Adrianichthyidae. Gene Ontology annotation, molecular function: structural constituent of eye lens.